Aspergillus japonicus CBS 114.51 is the source of this 1690-nucleotide messenger RNA. Its product is annotated as cystathionine gamma-synthase. The coding region runs from base 372 to 1553 and encodes 393 amino acids. Gene Ontology annotation, molecular function: pyridoxal phosphate binding; carbon-sulfur lyase activity. Gene Ontology annotation, biological process: transsulfuration. NCBI's taxonomy places the organism in Eukaryota, Fungi, Ascomycota, Eurotiomycetes, Eurotiales, Aspergillaceae. The record is from RefSeq and is a predicted model, not a curated record. The transcript is spliced from 2 exons. Gene Ontology annotation, cellular component: cytoplasm.
CGUGAUCAAUGCAGCUAAGAUCUUGCAAGCACGUUGGCAGCGCAGCGGCCGUCAAGCACAGGACUCCUCGCCGUGGAUCGUUGAUAUUGGGCUGUCCGGGCGUGAUUGGCUUCUGAUUUAACCCGUGGCUUGUGCGGGUGUGGCUGGGGCAGCUGGACUGCGGCUAACCUGUUUCGGAAGAAAUGGAUGUGGCGGGGCCCGGGCGAAAGAGGCCUUUCCGCAUACGGAAAGUGAGGGGAGUGGGGCCCGUUCUCAUCCGCCACACUACAGUAAUCACAACCAUAUAAGGUGCUUCAUGUCGAGGUCUUCGUACGAGGAAGGUCUUCAACCGAAAGUCUUUACUUCCAGACCGCUCACUAGACGUGUCCGACAUGGCUCCAGGUCAAGCUCAUCCUGCAACACUGGCACUUCAUGCCGACGACCCUCUGCAUCUGGUGACCGACGUCGCUCCACCGAUUCAUCUUUCGACCACCUUCCGCUUCCCCGACAAUCCCGAUGAAUUGAUUCCGUCGGUAGAUCCUGUCGAUGAGUUCACCGGCAAGAACUACGUCUAUUCCCGCGAAUUCGCGCCCAAUGCAACCCGCUUCGAAUCCAUCCUGACCAGUCUGAUCGGAGGACAUGCCGUGAGCUACGCCACCGGUCUCGCGGCCCUCACUGCAGCGCUCACUCUGUUAAAUCCUCGGCGUAUUGCUGUGGGACAAGGCUACCACGGUAGCCAUGAAGUCAUUGCCGUGAUUUCCCGCCUGUCGGGGCUGCAGAAGCUCGACUUAGACUGCCCUGCUGAGAGUUUGGAGAAAGGGGACGUUGUUCUUCUGGAGACGCCGAUCAACCCAUUGGGCACGGCGUUUAGCAUCGAAGCAUAUGCCAAGAAGGCGCACUCCCGCGGCGCGUACCUGAUUGUCGAUAGCACAUUUGCGCCCCCCGGCCUGCAGGAUCCCUUCCAAUGGGGAGCAGAUCUCGUCUUGCACUCGGGGUCCAAGUACUUUGGCGGCCACAGUGACAUGCUGUGCGGUGUUCUCGCAACUAAGGACGAAAAGUGGAAGAAGCAGCUUAUCGAGGAUCGCCUGGCCGUGGGCAACGUGAUCGGAAAUCUGGAGGCCUGGUUAGGGGUGAGGAGUCUACGGACUCUGGAGGUCCGCGUGCAGCGCGCGAGCCAGACCUGCGGCAAACUGGUCUCCUGGUUGGAUCAGGCAAUGAAGUCCGCCAACCCCGCGCCAGGCAGCGAUGAGAGCGUUGUGCAGUCUGUGGUGAGCACAAUAUACCAUGCGAGCCUGCAGGAUGAGCCGUGGCUACAGAAACAAAUGCCUAACGGGUUCGGCCCGGUCUUCGCGAUUGUGCUCAAUAAGGAGGAUUUCGCACGGACGCUACCCAGCAAGCUGAGCUUCUUCCAGCAUGCGACCAGUUUAGGGGGCGUGGAGUCGCUAAUCGAGUGGCGCGCGCUUUCUGAUUCUCGUGUCGAUCGGAAGUUGCUGCGGAUCAGCGUCGGUCUCGAGCACUGGGAGGAUUUGAAGAACGAUCUGCUGCAGGCUUUCAAGGCGUUGAUUGAUGCUUAAAUCUAGCCGAGGAACCCGCCACGCUUCUUUCCGGUGCUGUGAAAAAGAAGAUGUCAUCACUAGCCGCGUGUUUUCAUUUCUGUCAGUUAUAGUGUCAAGUUAGCGAUCAAAUCACUUUGUUCAUCACUACCUCCCCU